AUGAAGGAAGAUGAGGAUUUGUUGUACAACUCUCCUUCUGAGAUGUCUGAUUAUUUAAGAAUUCCAACCUUUAAUGAUAAUUUUAAAGAAAUAAGUUCAGAAAGUUCUAAAAGUAUCGAACUUCCAAUUUCAAACUCUGGUGAUGUUUUAUCACCUGAGGAAGGCAGUAUAACCAGAUGUGCAAAUAUAUUUGAUAAAUUAGACGUUAUAGACUCUGAUGAUAAUGAUUUUACCAGUACAGUGUGUGACUCCCACAGUGAGUCAUCAAUUUCUAACUCCAGCACUUUGAUCAAUAAAUAUACUCAGUCAAAUUCUUAUGAUUAUAAAUACCACGAUAGUGAUAGGGAAAGUAAUAUUAGUUUAACCUUCUCAGACCGAGUUUUAAGGGAAAGACAACGAAUGAUUAAGAAGAAAAUAAUUUCUGAACCCUAUAGUACAUUUUAUAGUAGUUCCUCUUUUAGAAGCAGUGGACGUAAUAAGUUAAAAUCCAUAAAUAUUUAUGGUACUCCUAAGCCUAAAAAAUUCUCUUUACUGACUGAAGAAGAAUCUAAGAUUAAAUUAGAUGAAGAAGUUUUGGAAAGAUACAAGAGGAUAGAUGAUAUUCUCACUAUUCAGAGAGAUGACAUAACGGAUAUUAAGCUAAGUCUUGUAAAAUCCAAUAACAAUGCUAAAAAUGAAGCCCUGUUAGCUAUGCAAGAAAAUGAAAAACUAAUCGCCGAGAAUGAAAAUUUAUUAUCUAAGCAGGAAAAAUUAUCAUCUGAGCUUGAGGAACUGAAGACUGAAAAUGAACAGAAAUUAGAAAGGAUUAAAUCACUCCAAAUUAAGGUUGAGGAUCUGCAGUCUGACUUAAUAGUGGAAAGGAAACAAAAUGAACACCUUUUAAAGGAUAAAGUUGAUCUGCAAAACCGCCUAAAUCUCUUAACUAAAGAAAAUAAAUCUCUAGUGUCUUCUCAGGAGAUUAUGCAGAACAUGUACAAGAACGAGAUUGAGGAGUUGAAGGUUAAGAAGAAUGAGCUUUCUGGUAGAAUAUCUAAACUGGAGGCUGAUUUAGACUACUUUAGAGACAAUUUGCAGGAAUCCCACAAGAUGAACGAGAUUCUAAAGAGUGAAAUAGCUACAAUGAAAGAGUUGUAUAAAAAUGAAAGCGCUUCUCUACAAAAACUUAAGAUUGAAAAUAAGAGACUAAUGGAAAAUAACUCUGUAUAUAAAUCACAAAAUUACUCAUUGAUUGAGAUUAAUGACAGGUUAAGGAACAGAACAAUUUUCCGUAGUCAUAGUGGAGAAGCCACGACUACUAACACAAGCACUGCAACAAAUGCCAACUUUACAGACACAAAUUCUCGUCUUAGUUUCGAUUCUGAUUCUGGUUUAUUCAGCCCUAACACUGGUGAUACUAAAAAUUCACCUACAAAUUCAGUCUCAACUGUAACUCAGCCUUCCAGUUAUUUGACUAAACUAGCUCCAAAAUCCCAUUUAAACAAGGAUAUUGAAGAGGGCUUUCCUUUCUACCAACUUUCAGAAACUUUUAACCUAAAUCACUCUGAUCCGAAUUCUCCAAAUUCUUUGGAUAGCAUAUUAACUAAUCAUGACACUAUUAUAUCAAAUCCUAAUAGUGUAGACUUAAUUUUAACUCCAAAUGGUCAAGAUUCAAUUGACCGUUUAGCAUCUGUAAACGAUGUUUUAGUUGUAAAUUCGCAAUCAAAUUAUACCAUAAGCGACGCCAUAACUCAAGUGAAUUUAAGUGAUGUUAACCCCAAUGAUUCUUCAACUUUGAGGAACGAAACUAAUUUUAAUCCUACUACUAAAUGGGUUACUGACCGUGUUUCCAGAACCUCAAGUUUAGAGGCUCUUGAAAAUCUCAGGGAAAAAAUAAAGAACAUAACCACCGAUUCUGGCAUACAAAACGUGAAUAUAAACUCUACCUUUAAGUGUUUUCAAAACAACGUCACCAUUAACCUGAUCCAGAACAAACUCCAGCUAAUAUCUCAGAGACUCAACGAAACCAUAGUUUAAAAUCGCUCAUUUAAUAUAAACUAC
Theileria parva strain Muguga is the source of this 2037-nucleotide messenger RNA. RefSeq lists its product as uncharacterized. Lineage: Eukaryota; Apicomplexa; Aconoidasida; Piroplasmida; Theileriidae. The coding region runs from base 1 to 2013 and encodes 670 amino acids. The transcript has a single exon. The record is from RefSeq and is a predicted model, not a curated record.